This is a messenger RNA of Exaiptasia diaphana, 729 nucleotides long. Its product is annotated as 4-hydroxyphenylpyruvate dioxygenase. Bases 52 to 729 code for a protein of 225 amino acids. The record is from RefSeq and is a predicted model, not a curated record. Gene Ontology annotation, biological process: L-tyrosine catabolic process. Gene Ontology annotation, molecular function: 4-hydroxyphenylpyruvate dioxygenase activity. The transcript is spliced from 9 exons. Lineage: Eukaryota; Metazoa; Cnidaria; Anthozoa; Actiniaria; Aiptasiidae.
AAUUUCUCUGUUUGUUAUUAACACUAGAAAACUGUAAAGAAAAAGCUCAAAAUGACGACAUACUCAGAUAAAGGCGAAAAGCCAACUGUUGGACGGAUGUUAGCGUUUGAUCACAUCACAUUUUGGGUUGGAAAUGCUAAACAGGCAGCCUCAUAUUAUUGCACUCGAAUGGGUUUUGAGCCCAUGGCAUACAAAGGAUUAGAAACAGGCUCCACAGAAGAAGUAGCUCAUGCUGUGAAACAGGACAAGAUCAUAUUUGUUCUUAAAUCAGCGCUUGUCCCAAACAAUGAGCUCACAGAAACCAUGGGUAAACAUUUGACUCUGCAUGGUGAUGGUGUAAAGGACGUUGCUUUUGAAGUUGAAGAUUGCAUUGGCUUGUAUAAAGUUAGUAUUAAAACUGAGAUUUAUAUUUUUUCCAAGUAUACCGCCAUGAGGACAGUUGUUGUUACAAAUCACGAAGAAACAAUUAAAAUGACCAUCCUUGAACCUGCCAUUGGAAUCAAAAAGAGCCAGGUUCAGGAGUACAUUGAUUAUUAUGGUACAGCAGGAAUACAGCACAUCGCACUGAACACACCAGAUAUUAUAUCAACUGUUGCAAACUUGAAAGAGCGAGGAGUGGUGUUCCUCUCUAUACCAGACACGUAUUAUGACAAUCUGAGGGAAAGGCUGAAGAAAGCUAGCAUUACUGUUAAAGAAGAUCUGGACAUCGUAAGUUGCACUUUAGAAUGA